This is a messenger RNA of Phytophthora sojae, 1281 nucleotides long. RefSeq lists its product as hypothetical. The record is from RefSeq and is a predicted model, not a curated record. Lineage: Eukaryota; Oomycota; Peronosporomycetes; Peronosporales; Peronosporaceae. The transcript has a single exon. The annotation marks the transcript as partial.
CGUGAGUCCCACGAAGAAGUUCGAGUGAAGAAGGAACAAGGAGAUCAAGCGUCUUCGGAGUCGGGAUCGACGACGACGCUGCUGAAUGAAACAAGAUCCACGGAUCGGCAGAGUGCAAGGAGGACCUCUGUCGGCGGAACCGAGGUGGAUCCAGACAUGGAUCCAGAAGAGAAACCUCAACCUCCUCCACACGUCCCUUCGGGGACCCCGGUGGAUCGUGACGAAAGUCAAGAUCCACUAACAAAACAAACCAAGGCCGGCCAGGACCGGUAUGCAUUUGCUGACUCUCCAGUCAAACAAGAACCCUACAUCUUCCGUCCAGACAAGCCCCAGACGACGGAGACCGCCACGAGAAGGAAGAUGAAGGCCCCGGAUCUGGAGGACGAAGAUCCAGAAACCCCGGCCCAGGAUGGAUCCGAGGCAUCAUGGCUCCGUCAUCGCGAGAAGCAACUACGCAGCUUUCUGACAGUGGAUCCAAUUAUGCAGAAGUUUGGUGUGAAGCAGAUAGGAGCCCUGCAGGGACCCCUGACACUUCCGGCAGCUGUUAAGCGUCCAAGAAUCUUGCCCGAGAUGGAACGCCUGAUGCAGCUGCUGAGGGAUGCCGGUCUCGUGGCUGGAGCGUUCGACGCGUCAGUGAUGUACGAGAUCGAUCCAAUCCAACUCCGUGCCACGACGGAGAUGUUGUUGAACCGGCUGAAGGUGAUGGUAGGCGAGAUCCAGCCGAAGCCGGAUCCCGCAAUCCCGGAUCCAAGAUCACUACAAGAUGGAUCCACAGGAGGUCGGACGUCGUCACCUUAUGUGUCGGCUGCAGAGCUUGGGUCGGACACGUCUUCGGAGCCGCGACGCAUGUCACUUGGACCAUCGGGAGCCUCGAUGCUACGCGCCCGAGCCCAGAUCCAACGCGAAUCGAGUCCUCAGCCCCGAUCCCAGCCUCGAUCCAAGAAGCAGUCAGCUCCAUCAGUGGAUCCAACAGCGACGACAUCAGGAUCCGACAUGUCGACUAGCAGGUUGGAGUCGUUCUUCCAGGCAGCUAUGAACAGGUUAUUGAAGGAGCAGGGAGCUUUAACCCCAGCCAUGACACCGAGGGCGGUUCAGAAUCACGAUUCCCAAGAUGUCGAGAUGGAGUCCACUGGAUCAUCGAAUCCGGACCCACACUGGGAGUCCGACCCUGACGACAUUGACUUCCCGGCCCCAGCGCGCGCUACAGUAGCCACCACCGCGACCGGAUCCACAGGUUCAGCCCUGAUCCAACGAGUCCGGAUCUCGGCGUCUCGGAUCUGA